Molecule: messenger RNA, 975 nt
Organism: Theobroma umbraticum
Lineage: Eukaryota; Viridiplantae; Streptophyta; Magnoliopsida; Malvales; Malvaceae
Gene: PETC
Product: photosynthetic electron transfer C
Cellular component (GO): membrane
Molecular function (GO): 2 iron, 2 sulfur cluster binding
Source: RefSeq, a predicted model, not a curated record
GCCUUAUCUCCUUGGUGUUGUGGUCGUUAUAGCUUGGGUCUUCUCCAGAAUAUCAGAUGGAGAACACAAGCCGACAGGUUCAGCACAGCACCCACUAUCUUCUAUCAUGGCUUCCUCAACUCUCUCCCCUGCAGCUUCUUCGCAGCUAUGCUCCAGCAAGAGUGGCUUGUUCUGCACAUCACAAGCUCUCCUGGUGAAACCAACAAGGUCCCAGAUGGUUAAAAAGGACAAGGGAAUGAGACUCACAUGCCAGGCCACCAGCAUUCCCGCUGAUGAUAGAGUGCCAGACAUGGGCAAGAGGCAGCUCAUGAAUCUGCUUCUGUUGGGGACUGUUUCACUCCCCACAGGUUUCAUGUUGGUUCCUUAUGGGGCCUUCUUUGUCCCACCUGGUGGGCUAGGUGCUGGCGAGGGUACUGUUGCCAAGGACGCAAUUGGAAAUGACAUCAUUGCUACCGAAUGGCUUAAGACCCAUGGCCCUGGAGACCGAACUCUGACUCAAGGAUUGAAGGGAGAUCCGACCUACCUAGUGGUUGAGAAAGACAAAACUCUUGCAACAUAUGGUAUAAAUGCCGUCUGCACACACCUUGGAUGUGUUGUUCCAUGGAAUCAAGCUGAGAACAGAUUCAUAUGCCCCUGCCAUGGAUCUCAGUACAACGAUCAAGGAAGAGUUGUGAGAGGACCUGCCCCCCUGUCCUUGGCAUUGGCUCAUGCUGAUGUGGAUGAUGGGAAGGUAGUCUUUGUCCCAUGGGUCGAAACAGAUUUCAGAACUGGUGAGGCUCCAUGGUGGGCUUAAACAUCUUCUCAGUUCAUUCCCCCGCUUUUGGAUAUUUAAGAUUUAUUCACUCUGUAUGUUUUGCACCAUCGCCAAACAUCGUGUACCAUAGAGUUAUCCUCUGUAUAAUGCAAUUUGUAAGAUGCAAGAACCUAAUUCCAAAUAAUAUUCUCGUGAUAUUGAAAAGUGUUCUUUCAUAUCUA